Acanthaster planci (crown-of-thorns starfish) is the source of this 2291-nucleotide messenger RNA. It is a transcript of the gene sqle, whose product is annotated as squalene epoxidase. Lineage: Eukaryota; Metazoa; Echinodermata; Asteroidea; Valvatida; Acanthasteridae. Gene Ontology annotation, molecular function: squalene monooxygenase activity; flavin adenine dinucleotide binding. The record is from RefSeq and is a predicted model, not a curated record. Gene Ontology annotation, biological process: sterol biosynthetic process; cholesterol metabolic process. Gene Ontology annotation, cellular component: endoplasmic reticulum; membrane.
CCUGACCGGAUCGUGGGAGAGCUAUUGCAACCCGGCGGCUACCAGUGUUUGAAAGCUUUAGGCUUGGGAGACUGUGCAGAGAAUAUUGACGCUCGAUCCGUGGAGGGAUAUGUCAUACACGAUCUGGACUCAAAGUCGAAGGUCGAUAUUUCUUAUCCUAAGGAUGAAGGGGAUCAUGUGAAGUCAGGAAGGGCCUUCCAUCAUGGAAGGUUUGUCAUGGGGCUUCGAAGAGCUGCCAUGAAACAAGAAAGUGUCACAUAUAUCGAAGGGACCGUUACCAAGAUUCUGGAACAAGAUAACUGCGUAAUUGGUGUAAUCUACAAAAAGAAAGGACAAGAACAGGAACAGGAAAUUUAUGCACCUCUCACCGUUGUGGCCGAUGGCUGCUUCUCCAAAUUCCGCAAGAGUCUCAUCACCACCAAUGUUAAGACGACCUCCCACUUUGUGGGGACCAUCAUGAAGAACUGUCCUCAGAUCAAAGACAACCACGCUGAGCUGGUCCUGGCAAACCCCUCGCCUGUCCUCAUAUACAGGAUAGCUGAGAAAGACACAAGGGUGUUGGUAGACGUCAGGGGGACGAUGCCAAAGGACAUGAAGGGGUACAUGAGCCAGAAGAUACAUCCUCAACUGCCAGAGCACAUUAAAGAACCGUUCCUAGACUCCCUCCAGAACGACCGCAUCCGGAGCAUGCCCAGUAGCUUCCUGCCUCCCGCACCCAUUGAAAAGCCUGGCGUGCUUCUCCUGGGCGAUGCCAUGAACAUGAGACACCCCCUGACGGGAGGAGGAAUGAGCGUUGCACUCAAUGAUGUCAGAAUAUGGAGGGAACUGCUCAAGGGGAUACCAGACUUGGAUGAUCAUGACAAGAUCAUCCAGUCGAUGCGAACCUUUCACUGGCUCCGCAAAAACUCUCAUUCUUUUGUAGUCAAUGUCCUUGCUCAGGCCUUGUACGAGUUAUUUGCUGCUACAGAUCGUCACCUUAUGCAGCUCCGAAGGGCCUGUUUUCACUACUUCAAACUUGGUGGUCAGGCUGUCUCAGGACCAGUUGGCCUCUUGUCUGUGCUACAGCCCAGACCUUUCGUUCUCAUUGGCCACUUCUUUGCCGUGGCUCUGUACGCCAUCUACUUUGCCUUCAAGUCACAGUCUUGGCUGACCAAACCGUUUGCCCUCGUAGAGAGUGUGUGGAUUUUUGCUAAAGCCUGCAUGGUGCUGUUCCCGUUGAUCCGCUCCGAGAUGCACUCCAUAAAGUGAAUAUGGAAAGGCAAAUAUUUUUAAUGUUGCUUUACCACUGAAACAUUUUGUUCCAACAUAGAAAGGCAAAGAUGAAAUUCUCGGACCAGUAACUUUGUAAACAGUGUGCUGUUAGAAGACUCUUGAAUAUUUAGUGCAGGCAAUUUUCUUGAAAACAGCAGGGCAGUUAAAUACCAAAGAUAUAUAAUAUUCAGAUUGGAAAUCUUUCAGUAAACGGUGUCGGAUUAAACCUCAGAGAAUCUAUUUCAGGGCACCAUAUUCAUCAUGUUAAUUUUACGCCUCAUACAUUCUUGUAAAAGUUUUGAUUGGGGUAAGUUGGUGAUUUAUUUGCGUAUUUUAAAUUGUCUUCAACAAGUGUGCCCAAAUCGAAGGCAUUUGUCAUUACUGUUGUGGUAUUUUUUAUCAGAUGUAUGUUCCAUGGGAAGCAACAUGAACCCUUUCCAUGUGUAAAAUGCUGCCUGAAAAUUGAUGGAGUAUCACUGAAUGAUAACUGCACAGGUGCACAGUUUGAUUGGUGGUAGAGUACCAAAAUUAAUUUGUGUCUGCACUGAGGACCUACCUUUAAAAGUUACUUUAUCUCAUGGUGUGUGCUUUCUUUCCACUGUAAAAAAUUCCGGGUUAGUGACUUUGUCCACUGUGGCUAAGUAAUUGAUCAGUACCUAGCAACUGAGAUGGAACUACUGUAUUUUUAGGUUGCCACAACAGAGAUCCUUUCACACCUGUUAAGUUACUCCAGCCACAAGGAUUGUGUUUCUUUAAAGAGAAAUAUUGUCUCCAUAUUGUGCAAAUAGACUUGAAAUAUAAAUGUAAUCCUGUAAACUGUGUCUAAAGUGUGAUUUCAAAAUAUGAUUUUACAAUGUGAUACUUGGCCAGUGAUUUCAUUAUCCUGUGAGGUAAAAAAUAUCGAACAUGAAAAUUCUUCUCAAGGACACUGUAAUGAUGUUAUGGCAUGUGUCUUUAUUUAGCAUGAUUCAAUUUCUUUGCACUAUGUAACUUUAUGGAAUAUAUAAGAUACACAUUUUAAAUAAAGUGUGGAACAUUUA